GCGUCGAGUCUCAGUUGGUCUCAGUCUCGAUGAUCAGUCUGUCAGUGCGCCUUGAGCUGUUUGGUUGUUCGGAGUCGUGGAAGCGGUUUCAAGAAGGUUUCUCUAAUCGAAGAGGCUUGUGAAAGGUGUUCUUGUUAAAUAGGGUCAAGAAUCAGUCAUGGCACGAACCAAGCAAACAGCUCGUAAAUCCACCGGAGGAAAGGCUCCUCGUAAACAACUCGCUACCAAAGCUGCGCGUAAAAGUGCACCGUCUACUGGAGGCGUCAAGAAGCCGCAUCGCUACAGACCUGGCACUGUAGCUCUUCGAGAAAUUCGAAGAUAUCAGAAAUCAACAGAGUUGUUGAUUAGAAAAUUGCCGUUUCAACGUCUGGUUCGUGAAAUAGCCCAGGAUUUCAAGACCGAUCUGCGUUUCCAGAGCGCUGCUAUUGGAGCUUUGCAAGAAGCAUCAGAAGCUUAUCUGGUCGGUUUGUUUGAAGAUACAAAUCUGUGUGCUAUCCACGCCAAACGGGUCACCAUUAUGCCAAAGGAUAUUCAGUUGGCACGACGAAUUCGCGGUGAACGUGCUUAAAUCACUCACAAUUGCACUCCUUAUUUUAUUAUCAUAAUGUAUGUUCUUUUUUUUUAAACAAGCGAGACGUUCAAACAAUUCUUUCUGUGUAUAUUUACUGUAGUCAACACUGCCAAUUGAUGUAAGAAGUAAAUAAUCAGAAUUAAAUAAGGAGUGAGUUUCUCUAAUGUAAACUCUUGUAAUUCGACACAAUAUAAUGGAGAUUUAAUAUGGGAUGAGAUAAAAAAAAAAAAAAAAAAAG
Pseudomyrmex gracilis is the source of this 809-nucleotide messenger RNA. RefSeq names its product histone H3.3. The record is from RefSeq and is a predicted model, not a curated record. The transcript has 3 exons. Lineage: Eukaryota; Metazoa; Arthropoda; Insecta; Hymenoptera; Formicidae. The coding region runs from base 158 to 568 and encodes 136 amino acids. Gene Ontology annotation, molecular function: DNA binding; structural constituent of chromatin; protein heterodimerization activity. Gene Ontology annotation, cellular component: nucleosome.